AUGGCUGCUUUCUGGGUUUAUACUUCUAUAUUUGGAUUGAAAAGCCAAUCUACUUGGGAUAAUUUGGCUCGUAUGCUGGAGAAGACCAUAAAUGUGUUUAUGAGUUAUCAUUAUGUUUAUAAUAAUUUAUUGAUGUCUCCCAUAUUAUGUCCUUUAAACUGCUCAACAAUGGUAAAAAGACAAAUAGGAGUCGAAUGGCAACAUAAAACAAGUUAUGCAAACACAAAAAAAACGUGCCGGACUAGCACAAGGCUGAUCCCGAACCGAUACCGGACAUUUACAGUCCAGUACAACAAUCAUGGGGGUGUAGAAGGAAUGGAAGGAGUAAAAGGUAGUUUGGUGGGUAGAGCGCAAAGGAAUUGGGUAUCAAAAAGCCACUUUCCAGCCCUCUUCCUUCUCUCAAUUGCCAGUCUUUCAACAUUAUUCAAAUAUACAUGUGAUCAUGAUUGA
This is a messenger RNA of Phycomyces blakesleeanus NRRL 1555(-), 450 nucleotides long. RefSeq lists its product as hypothetical. The transcript is spliced from 5 exons. NCBI's taxonomy places the organism in Eukaryota, Fungi, Mucoromycota, Mucoromycetes, Mucorales, Phycomycetaceae. The record is from RefSeq and is a predicted model, not a curated record. Bases 1 to 450 code for a protein of 149 amino acids.